Molecule: messenger RNA, 3080 nt
Organism: Hydra vulgaris (swiftwater hydra)
Lineage: Eukaryota; Metazoa; Cnidaria; Hydrozoa; Anthoathecata; Hydridae
Source: RefSeq, a predicted model, not a curated record
UAUAAAUACAGUGAAAAUUCACUGUACCUAAGGAUGCGUUUUUUGAUAGGUACAGUGAAAAUCUAUUUUUAGAAUAUUUUUAAAAUUUACUUUCAUUUUCCAAAAUGCGCAUGCUUUAAAACAACGAGUAUAUUUGCGAAGAGAGUUCUUGAAUAAAAUUUAGUAGUUAAAAGAUUUUCAAUAAGAUUCUUAAAGAUUAAAAAAUGGAGGACAUUUUCAUGAAGAAUUUUAGAGAUUUUGAUGAAGCAGAAAAGUCUGUUAUUGAAUAUUGUAGAAUGAAUUUUCACCCCGUCAAAAUCGACUCAAAAGAAAAAGUUGAACAUUAUAAUAAAAAAGUAAAGGAAGGUUCCCAGAUAUGUUGUAUUCCUCUUAACGCUAUAUAUGGUUGUAGGUGGGUAUGCAAACAUUAUGGAGAAGUAAUGCCCAGUGUCUUAAAGAGAGGCAAAGGGUUACGAGAAAAUAGCGUGCUAGCAAGUGGUUGUAAGAUGGCUAUUUAUGUAGCCUAUAAAAAAGAAAAAAGGAGUUAUUAUAUUAAGAAAAAAAAUUUAGUUCAUAAUCAUCCACAUGGGCCUGAGCAGUUCGGUAUGUAUAGUUCAGAACGUCAACCAAAAGGUGUUCUCGAGCAGCAGACAAUGCUUCUGCUAUCUCAUGGUGCUAAUCCUACACUUAUAACAGACAAUUUAAACAGGCAUGGUUUAAAGACUAGUGAUAUAUAUAACAUAAAGCAAAGAAUGAAAUUUAAAGGUCCUGCACUCGAUGAAGUUAUAAAGGUUCUUGAAUUACCAAACGUCAUAUCCCAUAUUGAUGCCAAUCUUGAUAGAAAAGUAGAGUGUAUAACGUGGACAACUACUGAACAAAUAAAAUUGUUGAAAAAGUAUCCUGAGUGUAUCAUGCUUGAUGGUACCUAUAUGGUUUGUCUUAACAUUGGCUAAGUGUGUGGCGUAAGAUUUUUUUUGAGGGUAUAAUUUCUAUUUAAAAAAAUAGGUAUUUAUAAAAAUAAUGAAUUGCUAUUAAUAAAGUUCCUAAUAAUAUCCAGAUUAACAACUUUUCUAUGCCAUUAUACACAAUGGCUGUUGUGGAUCAAAAUGGCAUGGGGCGACCUGUAGUGCAGUCUUUAGUUUAUCGUGAGGACCAGUCACAUCUACAGCUGCUAAUGACACAUGCUAAGGAAUGGGCUGGGAUUGAAACUUUUCAAAAGUCGAUAUUCAUGGUUGAUAAAGCUCAAGCAGAAAUAUCUGGACUACAGUCUGUUUUUCCAGGAAAUAAAAUAUUUCUCUGUCGCUUUCAUGUAGCUAAAGCUUUUAUUUACCAAAUUAAAAAGGGUAGACUUACUGCUGACGAUCAGGAAUUAUUAUUCAAGGCUACUCAGAAAUUAAUGUACGGUAAUCAGGCAACAUGCGCUGAAGCUUUGUUAGAUAUUGAAAAAAAUUUCCCUACGUUCUAUGUGUAUCUUCAAGAAAACUGGCUGACCAUACCAGAAAUGUUUAUGGGUCAGUAUAGAAAAGGUCUGAUGCAUUUAGACAAUCAUACUAAUAACAGACUUGAAAGAUAUCAUAGAACACUUAAAGAUGUUGGCCUUUUGUCACGCAUGUCACCGGGAAAUCUUAUAGAUAAAAUUCUUAAGGUUAAUAGAGUACAAAUAGAAAAAUCUAAACAUGCAGACUUUGACCAACAACUAAAAAUUAACAAUAAACUUCCAGAGCCACUAAAGUUUUAUUCACGUCAUGUUUCUUCCUUUAUUCUUCGUCAUCUCAUGGAACAAUAUGAUAAAAGUGUCAAGUCUGAUUUUAGUUUAUAUGAGGACAGAGAUUCAUUACAAAUAAUCGAUCGGCAAUCAACUUUUUAUAACAUAAUAGACUGGGUUUGCAUCUGUGAUGCUGCAUCAGGGUUUGGCGUGCCGUGUGCACAUGUUCUUUUUGCUCUAAGAACGAAGAAUGUAACUGUUAAUGAUCUACAGUUCAUUCAUAAAAGGUGGAUUUCAUGCAAUACUGUAGCAAACCAGGUAAGUUUUGACCAAGCGCCAUCACAUAUUACCUCAAAUAUAGAAUUAUUACAUCUCUGUUGUGCCACUCCCAAACAAAGAUUUACAACAGCAAUGAGUUACCUUCAACCAAUAGCCUCUUUGCUCGCUGAAAUGCCACCCAAAAAAUUUGAACUUGCAAUAACCUGGUUAGAAUCUAUUAAUCAACAAUGCAUUUCUGGUGAAUGGGAACUGAUGUUUCAAAGUGAUCCUUGUCUAGAAGUUUUUACACCUGCAAAAGAUCACAGUGAUCCUUGUCUAGGAGGUUUUACAUCUACAGUAGAUCAAAGUGAUCCUUGUCUAGAAGGUUUUACAUCUACAGAAGAUCUAUCAUCAAAAGAAAUUUUAGAAGUUAAAUCACCUUCAAGUGCAGAUCCUAUGAUUACCCCACUUGAAUGCAUAAAUAAAGAAAUAUGUGAAGUAGUCUCUCAAGAGCCACAUAUAAAUUUAGUUUUAAGGCAACCCCAGCGGAAGCCACCUGGUCGUGUAGCUAAAAACAAACAGAGACUUUUUGACAAAGCUAUAAAAGCGUUUGAAAAAUUAGGUAGUUUUGAAAAAGAUCAUAUCCGUCUCUGUUGGUUUGUAGAAAGAACAGUUGCCCUGCAGGUUUUACACGAGAGUGCUAAAAUUACCACCUGCCAGUUUUUAAAGCAGUUAUCGAAUAAGAUUGCUGAUCCUAGAGCAAGUCUUGAUGACAUUAAGCAAUAUUUUGUAGAGGAUGCAUGGGCUGAAGUCAUCAAACGGUGUGAAGAUGUGAGAAUUGAAAAAUGGCCGUGUCAAGUAUGCGGGCAGUCUAAGGCAGCUGGAAAAAACCAAAAAUGGCUUCAGUGUGAUCAUUGUUUAGACUGGUCGCAUUAUGUUUGUCUACAAAUAUCUUGCAAACCUAAAGGAUAUUGGUUCUGUGCUCAAUGUAAAGUAAGGAAAUAGUGGAAUUUAGGUUCAUAUCCUAAUAUAAAAUAUUUUUAAAAGUUUUUAAUAUCUAUUUAUUUAGUGACAUAAAUAAAUAUUAAAAUGUUUAUUAUUUAUUAUUUAUAGAAACGGUUAGUAUAUUUUAAUAUUU